Messenger RNA from Lachancea mirantina, 333 nucleotides. The record is from the annotation of a GenBank genome assembly. NCBI's taxonomy places the organism in Eukaryota, Fungi, Ascomycota, Saccharomycetes, Saccharomycetales, Saccharomycetaceae.
AUGCCAGCUCCAUUCGAAAAAGGUUCCGCUAAGAAGGGUGCUACCCUAUUUAAGACCAGAUGCGCGCAAUGUCACACCGUUGAAGAAGGUGGCCCAAACAAGGUUGGUCCUAAUCUUCACGGUGUCUUUGGCCGUAAAUCUGGUCAAGCUGCCGGCUACUCUUACACCGACGCCAACAUCAAGAAGGACGUCGAGUGGGGCGAACAAACCAUGUCUGACUACUUGGAGAACCCAAAGAAAUACAUUCCUGGUACCAAGAUGGCUUUCGGUGGUUUGAAGAAACCUAAGGACAGAAACGACUUGAUCACCUACAUGGUCAAGGCUUGCAAAUAA